AGAUCUCGGUGCUUUUGGAAUAAUUCGAUCACAGAGCGUUUCUACAUGAUCUGGAUAUAUCGUAUGCCGGAGUUUUUAUAACAUCUCCCAACUCUAGACCGUCAUUUCGAGCACGACAAUUUUCUGAAAUCCACAUCGGAACAGUUUUGUGAGACGAGAACCCAUUACAAUGGUACACGGAACCCAUUUAGCUGUCGCAAAGGCUAAAAGCAACAAAGAUGAGGAAAAAGUGUGGCCGAAAAUGAAAGAGCCUAAAGACGCCGAGACACAAACAGAUCCAGAAAUCACUGGAGUCGAUGCCGACGACUUCGAAGAAGGCGACUACAGCAGCUCGGGCGAGGAGAGCGGAUCAGAUUCAGAUAGCAGCGAUGAAGAGGCUGCUGGGACAGAUAAAUCCAAGGAGAAUGCCUCUUCUAGCGUAAAAACAAGUAAAGGAGUCGGGGCAGGACAAGUUCGACGCAAGAAUAUCGAGUUAAAGUAUUAUUUUGGCGAAGACAUGCCUGACGCGGAGAUGCAAAGACUGGCUGAAGCAGAUGUGCUGGUCCCACCUGGGCUGGAAGUAAAGGAAUCGAAUAUACCUAAUGCAGGGCGAGGAGUAUUUGCCAAGUGUAUUAUCCCAAAACAUGAAUUUUUUGGUCCAUACAUCGGCAGGAUUGUUACUAGAAAAGAGGCCAAGACCUACAAAGAGUCACCAUAUGUUUGGGAGGUUUUUGAUGACUAUGGCAAGCUCACCCACUUGAUUGAUGGACGAGAUGCUUUACAGUCCAACUGGUUGCGCUAUGUCAACUGCAGUAAAGGGCUUGACGAGCAGAACUUGCGGGCUGUGCAGUAUGAUAAGAAUAUCUACUACAUGGCCACCAAAGAGAUAGCUAUAGGAGAAGAGCUGCUCACCUACUAUGGAGAUAAAUUCGCUAAGAAAAUUGGGAUUAAACCCAAGAAAUCGUCAGUUGUCCCAGGCGAGGAGAGUUUCGUGUGCAAAAACUGCGGAAAAAUGUACACAAAUCCAGGAGCAUUGAUAGGGCAUCUGAAGUUCAAAUGCAAUACAGGUGAGCAAAGAAGCAUCUUUGUUCCGGUGCCGACCGGGCCGCGGGCUCUUAUCCCUAAAAUCAAGGUGUCAGAAGAAUACGCGAGACAACAAAACGAAAAGCUGAAGAAGUUCAAAUGUCCCACGUGCGACAAGGCAUUCAUCCGUAAUUACACGCUGCAGUGUCACAUGCUCAUCCACAAGAACGUCAAAGAGCACAAGUGCGAAACGUGCGGCAAGGAGUUCACCCUUCUAAAGCACCUCCAGCGCCACCACCUCGUGCACACCGGUGAGAAACCUUAUAAGUGUCACCUGUGCGGUCGUGCGUUCUCUCAGCAAGGAAGUCUGCAGGCUCACAGCCGUACUCACACUGGUAUUAAACCCUACAAAUGCCAGAUCUGCGGGCGCGCUUUCGCGCUACAAUCGCCCCUCAUGUCGCACAUGAAGACUCACAGUAACGAAAAGAACUUUAAAUGUGAGACGUGCGGUAAGGCGUUCACUCACCGUAACACACUCGCGCGACACCAGCUCAUCCAUAGCGGUACGAGGCCAUACAAGUGUGAAGAAUGCGGGAAGACCUUCACGCAGACAAACGACCUGAAGCGCCACAGCCGCAUUCACACGGGCAUCCGUCCGUACAAGUGCCACGUAUGCAGCAAGUCGUUCACGGUGGAAUUCACACUGGUGUGCCAUCUCAGGACGCACACCGGGGAGAGACCUUACGUGUGUGAUCACUGUGGCAAGACUUUCACGCAGCCAGGCCAACGGCUUAAGCACUCGAGGAAAGAUCAUCCAGAUCUGCCAUUGCCGACAAGCGGGCCUAUCACCCCGAGGCCGGCAUACACUGAGGUUGCUCCGACCCCUGCCCCGACUCCUGACAUCGCAACCAGCACUACCCAGGAAGAGGAUGUGCAAAUGGAUGUGCCACCUACCACUGCUGCUAGCACUAAUCAGGGAGGUGCUAAACAAAUGGAAGGGGUUUCUGAGCAAGAUGCCGAGCAUGUGCCAUCGACGAUGGUUCGCGACUUUUCAGAAAUCGCAGCCAUCAACGGGUGGUCGAAUGACAAAAUGCAUGUGGUUCAGAUGCCUGGAAAUUGUCAAGUUGUGUCGACGGAACAGGUGAUGGUUAACCCCGAACAGGGCAGCAUCUAGCACAACAAGAAACAGGUCGAAUAUCUUACAAAUGGAGGCUGUACAUACAGAGUGAGAUUACUGUAACAUUAACGGUGACCAAGAGUGCUUAUUAGGAGAUAUCCAAGAUGACAA
Nematostella vectensis (starlet sea anemone) is the source of this 2290-nucleotide messenger RNA. RefSeq names its product zinc finger protein 43. The coding region runs from base 170 to 2176 and encodes 668 amino acids. Lineage: Eukaryota; Metazoa; Cnidaria; Anthozoa; Actiniaria; Edwardsiidae. Gene Ontology annotation, biological process: regulation of transcription by RNA polymerase II. The transcript is spliced from 6 exons. The record is from RefSeq and is a predicted model, not a curated record. Gene Ontology annotation, molecular function: RNA polymerase II cis-regulatory region sequence-specific DNA binding; DNA-binding transcription factor activity; histone methyltransferase activity.